This is a messenger RNA of Armigeres subalbatus, 2379 nucleotides long. It is a transcript of the gene EndoG, whose product is annotated as endonuclease G, mitochondrial. The transcript is spliced from 4 exons. The record is from RefSeq and is a predicted model, not a curated record. Gene Ontology annotation, cellular component: mitochondrial inner membrane; nucleus. Gene Ontology annotation, biological process: apoptotic DNA fragmentation. Bases 188 to 1279 code for a protein of 363 amino acids. Gene Ontology annotation, molecular function: single-stranded DNA endonuclease activity; metal ion binding; RNA endonuclease activity. Lineage: Eukaryota; Metazoa; Arthropoda; Insecta; Diptera; Culicidae.
AGCAGGACAGGGAGAAACUUCGAGCUACUUCAAGCUCUCAUUGGACAGCAUUUAUGUAUUAUUUUAUCCGCAUGAUCGCUUCGCUGGUUAAUUUUUUUAUUCUUGUACAGAAACAUAUUAUUUAAUUUUAAAUAUAAUUUGUUAAAUACCAGAUCAUGCUUAUUUGUAAUUCUGCACAACAGUGAAGAUGUCCGCAAAAAUCGCGUCGCGUUUCAUAGUGCUGUCGUCCGUCGGAAUCGGUAGUUAUUUAUUGGGAUCGUUUGUGGAGCGUAGAAAAAUCCCAGAAUCGACGGCUUGCCGUCGUCGGGCAUCCGAAAGUAUCGAUUAUGUAAACGAGAGGGGUGCCAGCAAUUUUAUACACGAAAUCGUCUCAAAGCCGGGUUUGCCUAUUUUUGGCACCGUUUCCGCGGCUUCACCUUUUCCGGCGGAGCAGAAGUCUGCGGUGCCCGUGAAUGUGAGUCGUGUUGGACAGAUUAUGAAGUAUGGGUUUCCGGGUUUGGAUAAUGUGCGAUCCUACGACGAUUAUGUGCUAUCGUACGAUCGGAGGACACGGGUUGCCCACUGGGUGUUUGAGCAUUUGACGGCAGAAUCGGUCAAAGCGAACGAUGCGGUCGAUCGUGCCAAGUGCGACUUCAAAGCGGACGAUAGUGUGCAUCCAUUCUUUCGGUCGUUAAAUUCGGAUUAUAAAGGUUCUGGGUUUGAUCGAGGACAUUUGGCAGCGGCGGGAAACCACAGACUUCAUCAGCAGCAUUGUGAUCAGACAUUCUUCCUUAGUAAUAUGGCUCCUCAGGUUGGCGUUGGGUUUAAUAGAGACAAGUGGAACCACUUGGAGCGUCACGUGCGCAAGUUGACCAAGCAAUAUCAGAAUGUGUAUUGUUGUACUGGGCCGCUGUAUUUGCCUCGAAAGGAAGCAGAUGGAAAGCUGUACGUUAAGUACCAAGUAAUUGGCAACAGCAAUGUGGCAGUCCCGACACAUUUUUAUAAAGUGGUAGUAAUGGAAUCCGCAGACCACCGACUAGAAAUGGAAGCAUACGUGCUGCCAAAUCAAAAAAUCGAUGACCAAACGCCGUUGUCCAUGUUUCAGGUGCCGCCGGAAACAAUCGAACGAGCAGCGGGGUUGCUUUUCUUCGAUAAGAUUGCCCGAAGUCAAUUGUCUCGGAUAAACGACCAAUUCACACAUAUUCAACUGGACAUUGCGCAUUACAUAAUCGUCGUUUAUCUACAUGGACUGCUCACCGGAAACUUCACAGGCGCCACACGUUUCGGGUCCCCUGCAUGAAUGCCAACUGCAUUCACCACACACUGGCCACCAACAUCCACAGUCAGCGCACCGAAUGUUCAAGCGCAGUGCUAUCGCUCUCUCUCUCGCGAUUCCCAACUAACAAACCCCCAACUUGGAAAUUGUUUGCUGUUUAUGUUUAUUUAUGAAGCCAUCAGCGUUGUCGUUUAGCAAAUCUGGCGAACCAAACUGUUUGCCGCAGAAGUCAUCGAUACAAAGUUUUAUUGUGGUGCUAAUCUUGAGAUCCAUCAAUGCUGGUGGAAUGAUGAACAAUCGGCCGCUUGAAGGCUUCGUGGCACGUUGUAAAUCAACGAUGGAAAAUGAUCAGGCGAUACGAUUUAUUGCCUGGAUUCAAGUGCCAUGAAUCUCACCAUGACGAUCAGAAGAGCUUACCCAACACCUUUCGACCCAUCGACUUGGCACGCCGAAUGAAGAACUCAACAUUGAACCAUGUGAGUCUAACGGCAAAAACCUCCAUCGCUAAUUGCCACAUUGGAUGAUAAUGAACUACCGUGCGUCUCCAUUAAUCAUCACCGCGCCACCUCGCUUCGUCCGAACCAUCACAUCUGCGCAGGGAUUUCCAUUCAAUUGCACCCGGACUGCAUACGAGGCCCAUUAAGCCUACAUUUGUUUGAUUUUUUUUACAGUUACUAUCUUGCAGAAUAAGAAACGGCCAAUCUAACGAUUUCAAGGUUUCCAAGCCAACCAGCUUUACCACCUCCACGAAGUCUACACGCGCAAGUUUGCCAUUCAAUUGCCAAGUCCAAGUUCUAAGCGGCGACGACGACGAGCGUCGUUGUCUCCCCGGACCGUCUCCUCCGGAUGGCUGCCAAGCAGAAAAACACAUCAUAAAGAAACUUUCAACCCUCCAACGUCUCCCGGGUGACCACCAUCGUUCUUACGAAUCAAGGCCAAUCGCAAGUUUAAUUGCGAUUCGGUAUGAACACCAGCCAUCUAAGCAAACCUACCGGGGCCGGGGCUUCUAAGCAGCAAUACCGCGCAUGGCGACGGGCGCACCGGUACGCAGCCCACCUUCGAAACCUGUACGCCGCCGUAUCGAGUAGCUAGAACUGCAAACCGCAGACAACAACAUGAAGUUC